Molecule: messenger RNA, 488 nt
Organism: Rhizophagus irregularis DAOM 181602=DAOM 197198
Lineage: Eukaryota; Fungi; Glomeromycota; Glomeromycetes; Glomerales; Glomeraceae
Source: RefSeq, a predicted model, not a curated record
AUGUUUAAUUUAGUAAAAUGUUAUAGUAAUGGAGAUGGGACAAGGAAGAAUUUAGAAAAAGCUUUUUAUUGGUAUCAAAAAUUAGCAGAAAAUGAUAAAGUAAAUCCUAAAAAUGAAGUUGAGUCAUGUAAUGAAUGCAUGCAGUGGUGCCAACAAUGUAAUGCUAGACGAUUUCAACAAGAUUUUUCAAAGUGGACUAGCAAAAAUGAAUUUAUUAAUGAAUUUAUUCAAGAAGCACAAUUAAAUGCUAAAAAUAGUUAUGAAAUUUUAGAAUGGAUACCUUAUAAUAAAUUGUCAAGUAUUGAUUAUUAUGAUAAAGGAGGAUUUAGUGAAAUCCAUAAAGCUAUCUGGUAUAGUAUUAUUUUAAUAGCAAAUUUUAUUUUCUUUUGCAAAAAACCUAAUAUUUUUUUUACAUCUAUAUAGUGGAAAUAUCAUUAUAAUUGUCAGAAAAAUUCAUUUUCAAAAUUUAUUCAAUUCUUUGGAAUUAC